AUGAACGAUCCUUCUCCUGAUUUAAUAAAUGAUGCUGAAAUUCAUCAAAAAUUAAAUGAAAAUCAACUUUCAUUUGACGAACUUUUUCAUCGUGUUGAUAAGAAUAAUGAUGGAAAAAUUGAUUUUAAUGAAUUAAUUCAACUAUUAGAACAAUAUGAUAUUGAAAUGUCGCCUAAAAAGCGUGUAGCCGUCGCACGUAGUAUUAUUGAUCAAGGUAGUGGAUUAUCAUUUCAAUCAUCUCUUACGUUUCAAGAAUUUGUUGAUUAUGUUUUAAAACAAGAAAAGAAACUUAGUCUAGUUUUUCGACAUGUAGAUGCUGCUCAUCAAGGAAAAUUCGAUGCAAACGAUUUAGUUUAUUAUUUUAAAAAACUUGGUAUUAUAGUUGAAUUAGAAGAAGCAAGAAAAUUAAUCAAAAAAAUGGAUCAAGAUCAUUCUUUACAAAUAUCAUUUGAUGAAUGGCGUUCAUUUUUUUUGACUAAUCCAGCGGCUCUAGAAAGUAUUACCAGUGAUCCACGUGCAAUGCUUCGCUACUGGCGUAGUGCACCGUAUUUAGAUUUAGGUGAAUCUCCUUAUGGUAUACCUGAAGAUGCACUAACAGAAGGUAAUCAAUGGUGGAAAUAUCUUAUAGCAGGUGGUUUUGCUGGUGCUGUAUCAAGAACAGUUACUGCUCCAUUUGAUCGACUUAAAAUUGUUAUGCAAUAUUUGGGUUCAAGACAACGUAUGAGUGUCAUAAGUGGUUAUCGAUAUUUAGUUAAUGAAGGUGGUGUAAAAAGUUUAUGGCGUGGAAAUGGUGUUAAUGUUUUAAAAAUUAUACCUGAAACGGCAUUACGAUUUGCAUGUUUUGAAGAAGCGAAAAAAAUGUUGAAAAGAAUUCAAAAUAAAGAAUUGAUUACAGAAACAACAAUUGCGGAGCGAUUUUUAGCUGGAGCAAUGGCUGGUUUUCUUUCUCAAACUGUUGUCUAUCCAUUAGAUGUGUUAAAAGUACGUUUAUGUUUAAGACGUACAGGUGAAUAUUCCCAUUGGAGCGAUACUGUCAAACGCAUAUACAAAUUGGAAGGUCCAAAAGCUUUUUGGCGUGGUUAUGUACUCAACCAAGUUGGUAUAGUUCCCUAUGCUGGAUUUGAUUUAGCAUGUUAUGAAAGUCUGAAGCGUCUUUAUAUAACGACACAUAACAAUCGAGAACCACCAAUAUAUAUAGUACUUGCUUGUGGUGCACUUUCAUCAGUUACUGGUCAAUUAGUUACUUAUCCGAUUGCUUUAAUGCGUACACGUCGACAAGGUCAAAUUGUACCAUUACCAAAUAUGGAUCAAAGUAAAUCUCAUCCAGUAUUACCAGCUACAAAAAUGUUAAAAGAAAUAUGGCAUAAAGAAGGAGUGGUUGGAUUUUAUCGUGGUCUUGUACCAAAUAUGUUAAAAGUUGUUCCAUCUGUUUCAAUAUCUUAUUUAGUUUAUGAAACUGUUAUAAAAGCUAUUUCCUGA
Molecule: messenger RNA, 1479 nt
Organism: Rotaria sordida
Lineage: Eukaryota; Metazoa; Rotifera; Eurotatoria; Philodinida; Philodinidae
Source: the annotation of a GenBank genome assembly